Messenger RNA from Cladophialophora yegresii CBS 114405, 1251 nucleotides. RefSeq lists its product as uncharacterized. The coding region runs from base 1 to 1251 and encodes 416 amino acids. Gene Ontology annotation, biological process: proteasome-mediated ubiquitin-dependent protein catabolic process. The transcript has 3 exons. Gene Ontology annotation, molecular function: ubiquitin protein ligase activity; protein binding. Gene Ontology annotation, cellular component: GID complex; nucleus; cytoplasm. The record is from RefSeq and is a predicted model, not a curated record. Lineage: Eukaryota; Fungi; Ascomycota; Eurotiomycetes; Chaetothyriales; Herpotrichiellaceae.
AUGGCAGCAGAAUUCACCGCCACGAAACUGAACCCGGACAGCCAUAUCCUUCUUGACCAACCUCUUCUCCGACUCCCUCAUGAACUCAUCAAACGCAAUUUCAGGAACACACAACGCUAUGUGGAGCGAGAACGAGACUAUAUCCUGCCCGCCCUCAAAGAGACGGCCAAUGCGGCGCUCAGCUCGUCCCACACUCCGGAUCAGACCCUCGCUUCCCUCGACGCCAUGAUUCAGCGGAUGCAAAGCUUCAAACGCAAACUGGAGAAACUGCACACGGAAGAGGAGGCCCUACAUGACCACUCGGCCAAGCGAAUCAAGCAUUUGCAAGACCUGUACGAAAUCCCCUCCCUGGUGGACGUCAAGUACGAGCAAUGGUCACGCACCCGCCUUGACCGGCUCAUGAUUGACUACCUCCUCCGUUCGGGCUACUCCAAAACAGCCUCCUCGCUGGCCGAGUCCAAGCAGAUCUCCCACCUGAUCGAUCUCGACACAUUCAUCACAUGCCACAAGAUUGCCUCUUCCCUCACUAGAGGAGAGACGAAGGAAGCCCUCGCGUGGAUCAAUGAGAAUAGGGCGCAGCUCAAGAAAAUGACUCAAUUGCCAUACAAAACGACCGACCUGGAAUUUGAACUGAGGCUGCAACAGUUUAUCGAGCUUGUCCGGGCUGGCACGACGCCCAAGAAACUCGAAGCAAGACAAUACGCUCAACAGCAUUUGACCCCGCAUACCUCAUCCCGGGCCGAGGCCAUCAUGCAAGCGGCCGGUCUGCUGGCGCAGUCACCAGAGACGCAAGCUGAGCCAUAUCGAACACUCUUCGCUCCCUCGCGGUGGCACCAUUUGUCCAACCUAUUCAUCGAGACGCAUCAUACGCUCCUCUCGCUCCCUGUUCAACCACUCUUGCACGUUGCCUUGUCCUCGGGUCUUUCAGCCUUGAAGACACCAGCGUGCCACAGCGCAUACAACCCAGCGAGUUCGUCGACCCCAGGCCACGCCCGCAUCGCAACAAACACUUCUCUGUGUCCCAUAUGCAGUAUGGAGUUGAACGAGCUAGCCCGGAACGUGCCCUACGCUCAUCACACGACCAGUUCCGUCGAGCCAGACCCUGUGGUCCUGCCAAACGGUCGCAUAUACGGCCGGGAGAGGCUGGAAGAGUUGCAAAGAAAACUCAUCGGCAAGGAAGGAGAGGUCAGAGAUCCGACCACGGGAGAGAGCUUCACCUGGGAUCAAGUCCGCAAGGUUUAUAUUAUGUGA